Molecule: messenger RNA, 1887 nt
Organism: Marasmius oreades (fairy-ring Marasmius)
Lineage: Eukaryota; Fungi; Basidiomycota; Agaricomycetes; Agaricales; Marasmiaceae
Exons: 7
Coding region: 618-1625 (335 amino acids)
Source: RefSeq, a predicted model, not a curated record
UUUUGAUGCCGAAACGCGCGUAAAUUAAAUUUAUGUAAGAUAUUCUAAAAGCGUGUUGGCCCGGGCGGCGGGCGCGGUACCGCAAUUCUCAUUUUCACAGCUUAGUCCCGCAACCACCCGCAAACGGAAGGAGCAAACAUGUACCAGAAAUUAUCGAACACGCUGGUUGAGAGCUUUUGAUCUUCAAGCAAAUAUCAGAAGCUGAGCUGGAAAUUCCUUUACAAGGCGAGGAGUUUCAGCCACGACCCAUGGCCAAUGAAGUCAAUCAUCACCGGCGCUCAACCUCAACGUUUCAACUCUCAUCUAACUUACUCUGGGUGCUGUGUUUGUAUCCCAAAUCAAGUUCUUCCGAAGCCUCGAUAUGCUUACGGAGCCUGUUUGAGCCUAGUUUUCUUCAAACCGAUCUGAUCAUCACCGUCAGCCCAAGCUAUGCACCCUUCUGAGGCUCUGGAUAUACAUAUAUUUGAAGACCGUCUGAAAGGAUAGGAGUCAACUUUAAAACUAUUCGGUUUGAGGGAACACAGGAAGUGGAUAUCAUACUACAGCGAGAUUGAUCAGAUCAGGAUCCGGUAGAAGAGUGGUUUCGCAGUCGAUAGACGGUCCGACCUGGGAUUGCAAUGUCGAACACCACAGGAAGCCCGCUUACAUUCCCUCCUCCUCCGCCUCCGGGUUUGAACUAUAUCGAAGCAAUCCGACCCUCACUCAAUUUUAUUCUCGUUAUUACCCCUCUCGGAGCAGCCUUGGUCCCACUCAUCAUCACGUUACUCUUCUUUUCCACCCCCGAAGUCCGACGGCGCCCCGUGUUCAUUCUCAACAUCCUCGCAUGCUGCAGUGGCAUCUGCGAAGCAGCAAUCAACGCUGCUCUCGAAACAAAACAGAUCCUCUACCCUCUCCAGCCAGUUUCUAAGGAACUACUCACAGGAGUCAUAGUGUUUGCAAUGGUCUCUCCUGUGUUUAUCGACUCCAUCCUUCUAUUCCGCCUCCUUGCUUUUUAUCCUUUACACAGGACGUCGAAGCGUGUUUUUUUUCUGGUCCUAUUGCUACCGGUCGUAGUGAAAUGCGGAAGGUUUACUGCAGUAGUCCUCUAUCUCAAUUCCUUCACAAGGGGAAGUGGCCAGCUACCUAGUGUCUUGCUAGCCGCUGCAUCGACGUGGCCACGAAACCCGUACAUCAUGACUGAAUGGUCCCUUCAAAUGGUCGAUAACACGUACGCAUCUGUGUUUUUCCUUUACAAACUAUACGCUUGUCAAAAACCAGGAACCGUAAGCCUCAGGAGCAGGAGUCUGCUCUCAACCAUCCGAACACUUUUCCUUGUCGCUUUGGGAAACUUCAUCUUCCCGAUUAUCAUGAAUAUCGCGUCCAUUGUUUUGAUCGCCACUGAUCCGUCGUUUGUGAAUGGAUCCUAUAUACUACUCGCGAACAACUAUGUUGCGAUCUUAGGAGUGGUCUUUGCCACCAUCUGGACUAGAAAGCAAAGCUGGAUUCGAGGCGAGGACGACAAGACCCCACAAGACUCGUGCGAACCGGCUCGAAUGCCGAAGGCCACCCUUUCGACUAUUCAUUUUGGUGUACGGGAUGUUAGUUUAGUCACAGCAGGUGAUGUAGAGAUGGGUCAGCCAAAAUGAGGUUUCUCCGGACGCUGUGAUGACGUCUGAUGUCUGCAAAAGCCCUAUAAAGUCAUUAACUAGUCUCAAUCACAUUACUAAAAACCCGGUAUAUGUCUAACGUUGUCUAAAUAUCCAGUGAUUAUUCAAUACGCCUGUACAAUUACAAUUAAUUCCUUUAAUACAUCUAUUCGGUUCCCAGUCACAAUCCACUCUCUACAUCCACCAAUCCCAAACCUAUCCCUGCACCGAAUCGCAAAGUUUAGUUAUUGAAUCCACGCAG